AUUUUAUAAUGGGCACAGGAUAAAUACGAUUCUUUAUGAAUAAUUCCUUAAAUUUAACAAAGCUUAUUAAGCAUUUACCACUAUUGUAUCGUAAUCAAUAUACAUCUACCAGAUCUCAUCUUAAUAUUAAUAAUAACACAAAGUUAAUAUGCCAAGGUUUUACUGGAAAACAAGGCACGUUUCAUUCCAAACAAGCAUUAGAAUAUGGGACUAAAUUAGUUGGUGGGAUUUCUCCUGGUAAAGGUGGAACCACUCAUUUAAAUCUUCCUGUUUUUGAUACUGUUUAUGAGGCUAAAGAAAAAACUGGAGCUAAUGCCACUGUAAUAUAUGUCCCUCCAGCUGGAGCAGGGGAUGCUAUAAUAGAAGCUAUGGAUUCUGGCAUUGAACUUAUAGUUUGCAUCACUGAAGGUAUACCACAAAAGGAUAUGGCCUGGAUUAAGACUAAGUUAGGAAGACAAAGAACCACUGAGAAUUCAUCUAGAUUAGUUGGGCCCAACUGUCCGGGUAUUAUCAAGCCCGGAGCUUGCAAAAUAGGAAUAAUGCCUGGUCACAUACACAAACCUGGGGUUAUAGGUAUAGUGAGCCGUUCGGGCACACUCACAUACGAAGCCGUUUUACAAACUACCCAGGUUGGGUUAGGACAAUCGUUAUGUGUGGGAAUAGGCGGAGAUCCGUUCAAUGGGACAGAUUUCGUGGAUUGCUUGGAGAUAUUCUUCAAGGACCCCGAUACCAAAGGAAUUAUAAUGAUAGGAGAAAUAGGAGGAAACGCGGAAGAAAUAGCUGCUGAUUAUAUCAAAAAACACAAUACGGGUGCACAUCGCAAGCCAGUUGUUUCUUUCAUAGCGGGUCUGACAGCCCCGCCUGGACGUAGAAUGGGGCACGCUGGAGCUAUAACCUCGGGUAAAAGUGGCGGUGCCAGCUCAAAAAUAGAAGCUUUAAGAGCUGCUGGGGUUCACGUUACACCUAACCCGUCGUUCCUUGGAACAGCUAUGAAUAGUGAAAUGCAAAAAUUUUACGGUGACAAAUCAAAAUAAAACACCCAGUAUUUGGAUAUUCCAGGAAUCGGUAUCUGGAUAGCUGAUAAAUAUUAUUUUCAGGAAUUCAAUAUUUCAUUUAUUUUUUUAGAAAUAAUCUCAGACUUAUAAUUCUACUUGGCAGCAAAAUAUUUAUUGUUCACUAGAAUCUAUAAUUUAAAAAAAUGGAUAUAUAUUUUUUUAAGCUUUUUAUUUAUAUGUUUGGAUUGAAGAUUUUUUCUUACUCUUGAGCAUAAUAUACGACAAACUUAAUAUAUUUGUUUUACAUACUCAUUUGCAUGGAUACAUAAACAAUACGAAAUUAUUGUAAUUUUUAAAAAAGUGUUUUGUACAAAAAAAUUGAUCAUGUGAUCUAGUCAGAUACUUUACAAUAAAUAGUAAUCGCAUUUUGUUCUUACUUCAUCUUUUAUUUUAAAGACUUUAUACAGAUAUUUCAAUUCCCAGCCAUUAUUUUAUGUUUUUAAAACCAAAAAUCAUUAUUUAUUUUCCAUUUUUUUUAUCGCCUGAAGAUACCACAUUCUAUUAUAUCUUAUGUAUGUUGAGUAAAAUUCUGGAAAAAUGGAGGAGGGGGGGGGGGCAUUUUACGAUUAUUCUUCAAGAACCAAUAUUAUUAUGAGAUGUUGAGAACAUCCCCUCCCUCAUUUAAAAAAGUUGAUGGGUCUAUCUCCAGAAAAUCCAAUAGUUAAUUAUAUUUUUAUUUGUAAAUCUUAAAUUGAAUAC
This is a messenger RNA of Gordionus sp. m RMFG-2023, 1754 nucleotides long. Its product is annotated as succinate--CoA ligase [ADP/GDP-forming] subunit alpha, mitochondrial-like. Lineage: Eukaryota; Metazoa; Nematomorpha; Gordioida; Chordodea; Parachordodidae. Gene Ontology annotation, molecular function: succinate-CoA ligase (GDP-forming) activity; succinate-CoA ligase (ADP-forming) activity. The record is from RefSeq and is a predicted model, not a curated record. Gene Ontology annotation, biological process: tricarboxylic acid cycle. Bases 36 to 1034 code for a protein of 332 amino acids. The transcript is spliced from 10 exons. Gene Ontology annotation, cellular component: mitochondrion; succinate-CoA ligase complex (ADP-forming).